Dictyostelium discoideum AX4 is the source of this 414-nucleotide messenger RNA. RefSeq lists its product as hypothetical. Bases 1 to 414 code for a protein of 137 amino acids. The record is from RefSeq and is a predicted model, not a curated record. Lineage: Eukaryota; Evosea; Eumycetozoa; Dictyosteliales; Dictyosteliaceae. The transcript has a single exon.
AUGAUAAAUAAUAAUCAAUUAGAAUUAUUAAAAUAUAAAAUUAAAAUAAAUGAUGAAUUUAUCAAAAUUACUGAAAAUUCAUUAAAAUUAUUAUUUUCUAAUUUUGGUUUUCAAACAUCGGCAACCGAUGAAAAAUUAAAUGAAAUUUUAAUUUUUUUAUUAAAAUAUAGAAAAAGAGAAUUAGUACCAUUCGAUUUAGUUGAUAUUGGUAUUAAAUGUUUAAAUUUAAAUGUUAUUAAAUUUUUAACUUCUGAACUUUACUCUUUUCAAAUAUUUCAAUCAUCUUUGGAAUGGGUGGUAAUAAAUUCAAAUUCUUUAUUUUUAAAUGAAUCACUUGGAUCACUACAAUCACUCCAUUCUACUGAUUCUAUUGGUUUAACAACAAUUAGUAUUAUAAUAAAAAAUAUUACAUAA